UGAGAGUGCAGGGUCACAGGUGAGAGUGCAGGGUCACAGGUGGGAGUACAUGCCCACAGGUGAGAGCACAGGGUCACAGGUGGGAGUGCAGGGUCACAGGUGAGAGAGCAGGGUCACAGGUGAGAGCGCAGGGUCACAGGUGAGAGCGCAGGGUCACAGGUGGGAGUGCAGUGUCACAGGUGAGAGUAAAUGCCCACAGGUGAGAGUGCAGGGUCACAGGUGGGAGUACAUGCCCACAGGUGAGAGCACAGGGUCACAAGUGAGAGCACAUGAUCACAGGUGAGAGCGCAGGGUCACAGGUAGGAGUGCAGGGUCUCAGGUGAGAGCACAGGGUCACAGGUGAGAGUGCAGGGUCACAGGUGGGAGUACAUGCCCACAGGUUUCACUGAUUCCAGCUUCCUAACGCUGCUGAGGAAGAUGCCAGACAUUGAACAACUUUAUGGUCUUCAUCCCAGGUAUCUGGAAAGGCGCCGAGUCCGUGGCCACGAAGCUUUCAGCAUUCCUGGAGUUUUAGAGGCUUUGCAGGCCUGUCCAAAUUUGCUGGGUGUUGAGACCUCUCAUUUAGAGCUGGUGGAAGCUAUUUGGACAUACAUGCCCCAAGUCCACAUUUUAGGGAAGUUUCGUAAUCGUAAUGGUGCUUUUCCAAUUCCUCCUGAGAACAAGCUGAAAAUUCCUAUAGGAGCUAAAAUUCAGACUUUGCACUUAGUAGGGGUGAAUGUCCCUGAGAUUCCUUGUAUCCCAAUGCUGAGGCACCUUUAUUUGAAGUGGGUGAGACUCACCAAACCACAGCCUUUUAAAGAUUUCCUUUGUAUCAGCUUACGGGCUUUUGUCAUGAGGAACUGUGCUGGACCCACAAACUCUCUGAAGUACGUUCCCCUGGUGACAGGCCUGGCUUCUGCCAGGAAUCUGGAGCACUUGGAACUGGUCCGUGUUCCAUUUCUUGGAGGACUUAUCCAGCACGUGGUAGAAGACAGCUGGAGAUCAGGUGGUUUCAGGAAUUUGCACACUAUAGUUCUGGGAGCUUGCAAGAAUGCACUUGAAGUGGAUCUUGGCUACCUCAUCAUAACUGCUGCACGAAGGUUGCACGAAGUGCGGAUCCAGCCUUCCUUGACCAAAGAUGGUGUUUUUUCUGCUUUGAAGAUGGCUGAACUGGAAUUCCCACAGUUUGAAACUCUUCACCUAGGCUACGUUGAUGAGUUUUUACUACAGUGUAAAAUGACGAGUACGGACUUGGUGAGGUACGGCUUGGCUGAUGUGGUUGAAAACCCAGGAAUUAUUACAGAUAUUGGUAUGAAAGCUGUAAAUGAAGUUUUUUCUUUCAUCAAGUAUCUGGUCAUUUACAACUGCCCACAUCUACAUAACCCAAAUAAUUGGAUCACAGACCACUCGAGGUGGAGCCGCCUGGUUGACCUGACCCUGGUGAGGUGCCACGCCAUCAAGCUGGACUCCUUCAGUCAGUUCAUCGAGUUACUGCCCAGCUUGGAGUUCAUUUCUCUGGACCAGAUGUUCAGAGAGCCUCCAAAGGGUUGUGCUCGUGUGGGCCUAAGUGCAGGCACAGGAAUUGGGGUCUCCUCUGCCCUGGUGAGCAAUCAGAACUCCAACAAUGACAAUGACAACAACAACAACCACCAGAACAACAACAACAACAACCCCAACAUCCACCACAACAACCACCAGCACCCCAACGAGCAGAACGAGGAGAACGAGCUGCACCAGGAGGGCCCUGCUGAGGAGCAGCAGAUUGGGGCAGAGGCCCUGAAUGAGAUGGAGGAGGUGGCACAGGAGGAGGGGGAGGCUGCUGGGCAGGGCCAGGAUGAGUUGCCAGCUCCCAGCCAGGCUGUUGUUCCCAUGGAGGUGGAUGAGGAGCAAGCAGGACCAAGUGGAAUUCAACCUGUUGUAAAAGCAACUCCUAUUACCAUCCAUGAUUCAGACAGUGAGGAUGAGGAGGAAAACAUGGGCACUUCCAGAGUCUGCAUCUCCAACAGCAUUGCACAGAGUUACUCAGAUGGGGAAGAGAAGAGCAGGGAUCCAGUGGAAACCAGGGAACCUUCAGUGAGCGGCAAAGGCAAGACCCCCCUGAGGAAGAGAUGCAGCACCAGCCAUGGGGGCCAGGCCAAGCAGUUCCCCCUGGAGGAGAGCAGCUGUGAGAAGGGCUGCCAGGUGACCAGUGAGCAGAUCAAAGCUGACAUGAAAGCAGCCAGUGACAUGCCUGAGAGGAGCAAGAGCAAGGAUUCCUACGGCAGCUGCAGCGGCGCCCCGGCAGCACCCAGCUCCUGCAGCGCUGCUGCUCCCAGCCCUGACUGUGCCCAGGCAGCCCAGAGCCACUCUGCUGGCAGCAGCCCAGCAGCUGGGGAGGAGUGCAGGCAGUGUGGCUGCUCUCCUUGCAGGAGGGAUGGAUGCAGCGAGAGGCAGCCCGAGGAGAGCCCGGUGUGCUCGCGCUGCUCCUCCCGCGCCAGGCAGCGCCGGACGAGCGGGGGGCGUGGUGGGGACAGCCCCUCCACCAGUGGAGCCUGCAGGGACGGGCCAGACUUUGCACUGAGGACACUGCCAGACUGUGGGGCUGCAGGAGAGCCUGGGGAUCACAGGACUAGUGGGAGUGCCUGUGGGGCUGGCAGCCAGGAGCAGAGCACGCAGCCCCCGGGCUGGGAGCUGGACUGCAAGGAGGAGUAUCCCCGGAGACCCCUGACCAGGGCCAGGAGCAGGCUGUCCCACGUGCCUCUGGUGUCAGAGCCAGAAGUAGCAAAGCCAAAGCCAAGGCAAACCACCAAGAGGAAAAGGACAGCUGACAAAUCCACCAGUACCAGUGACCCUGUGAUUGAGGAUGAUCAUGUUCAGGUACUGACUUUGAAAUCCAAAAACCUCGUAGGAAUCACACUGACCAACUGUGGAAUAACAGAUUUGGUGCUGAAAGACUGCCCCAAAAUGAUGUUCAUCCAUGCUACAAGGUGCCGUGUGCUGAAACACUUGAAGGUGGAGAACGCCCCCGUCGUGAAUCGCUUUGACUACGCCCAGUGCAAGAAGCUGAACAUGGAUCAGGUCCUGGAUCAGAUCCUCAGGAUGCCCCCAGAGAGGAACAGGAUCAUUUACCUUCGUCCCAUGCAGCAGGUGGACACUCUGACUCUGGAGCAGAAGAUCUUCAGUGGUCCCUACCCCUACCACAUCUGCAUCAUCCACGAGUUCAGCAACCCCCCCAACGUCAGGAACAAGGUGCGGGUGCGGAGCUGGAUGGAUACCAUAGCCAACAUCAACCAAGAGCUGAUUAAAUAUGAGUUCUUCCCUGAGGCCACCAGGACUGAGGAGGACCUGAAGAAAUACCCCAAGUACCCCUGGGGCAGGGACAUUUACACCCUGGAAGGCAUUGUGGAUGGUGCUCCCUACUCCAUGAUCACUGACUUCCCCUGGCUGAGGUCCCUGAGGACAGCAGAGCCCAACAGCUACGCCAGAUACGACUUCGAGGAUGAUGAGAGGACCACCAUCUAUGCCCCCAGGAGGAAGGGGCAGCUCUCAGCUGACAUCUGCAUGGAGACCAUCGGCGAGGAGAUCUCGGAGCUGCGCCAGGUCAGGAGAGGGGUGUUCCAGAGGGUCGUGGCCAUCUUCAUCCACUACUGUGAUGUCAAUGGGGAGCCUGUGGAGGAUGACUACAUCUGAGGGCUGCCCUUCCUCCCACCCCUGGCACUGCUGGCCAAGAAAAAGCAGGUUUUUUUGGUUUUUUUUUUUUUCCUUCUCCAAAUGCAAAGCAUUUCCCACCAGGACGCCCUCGGCUCUGCCUGGGGCCAGGAGGAUGUAGUUAAAUGUAAAAUGGAAAGUACAAAUUGUAUACUAAGAGUUGUACAUAGAGGAAACAAACAAACAAACAAAAAAAAAAAACUUCCUAAUACUGAGACUUUAUUUCAUAUGUUUAUACAAUUUAAUUUAAGUUCCAUUUUAAUGAAGGCCAAUAAUUAGGAACGGGGAAGAAGAUUUGAACUUUUCAGCCCAUACAAUUCAUAGCAGUAUUUUUUUUUUUUUCCUUAUAAACAACAAUUCCAUUUGCUGUGUUCAAAAGAGUCAUCAGAGUCUCUUUUAAUCUGUGCCUUUUUCUUGAGCAUUUAAGAGUCCAGUCUGAGUAAACCUGUUGAGCACAAUCUUGGUGUCUUGUGUGCAUUUUUGGAAGGGUCAGAAUAUUCUCCAGCUGUUGCAAAGAAGGCCAGAAGCAGAAAAAAAACAAAAUAAAGAAGAGAAUUUGGUGAUCUGUGGUAGUUUUUUGGGGGUAAGGAAGCCCCCAUGUUUAGCACCUUGGAAGCAGAAUGUUCUCAAGCAUUUUGUACUGUUAGAUUUCAUUGUCAUGGUGUGUUUGAGUCUGUACUGUGGAAAUCAAGUUGCUGAUUGUUGGUUGGAACAGAAAUCUGCCCCUUCCAGCUGGCUGGAAGCUGAGCUUUCCCUCCAGGCAGGAGAGGGGAUGUGGAGCACAGGGAGCUCUGGGGCUCUGCUCACCCCUCAAUGCAAUUUCCCACAUGAGCACUAAAAACUGCUGCUGAUUGCCCCAAAAAUGUUGUGUUGUGCAUUGAAAGGUGCUGCCAGUGCCCACUGGUGUCUGGUGGGGGUUUGCUGCCAGUGCAGGUGUAAAAUGCACAUUUUGGUGUGGCACUCUCAGGGUGCCCAGACCUUGCACAGGCAAAUUCCCAGCUCUGGCCUGGCCUCUCAUCCAUGCUUGUUUAAAAAAUGGCAUUUCCUGAGGUAAAAGAUGUACAGCUCAGACCACUUUGUCCAAUUUUGCUCAUCAUCCUGAUGGUGACUCUCUGAAUUUGGGGUGAAUGUGGCUAAUGGGGAUUUCUGGGAUGUUUAGCUCUGUACAAUUGAGGUGAAGCUGCUCCACACAGCAAAGCCAGUGCUGGUUUUCUCUGUGGGAAUUCUUGGGAUAAUGUGAAACUAGAAAUCCAUGGGGUAAGAGGAGGAGAUUGGUGCCUAAUGGGAGCAUUUCCUCCUGGAGGUGGAGCACUAGACAUAGAAUGUGAAUGUUAUUCCAUUUGCUGUAAUGCAGGAUCACAGUCAAUGCUUUAUUAUAACUCUUAUAUUUAAUUAACCAUAGAUAAUGUGUUCAAUGAUUCUCAGCCAAAACAAUUGUGACCCUUUCUAGAAGUGUUUCAAGUCCUCUGAGUCAUUGAUUCUGUCAGAUUUACCACUUUAGUCCAGAAAAUGUUACUGAGUUUCUGGAGUGUUGCACCGCAUCUCCAGCUGGUAUCUCCUCACUCCAGCCUUUUGCAGAAGUAUUUACACAAAUAAAGUGUUUGUUUAUAUUCAGUAUUUCUGGAAGCUGAACCUUGCAGUAAUUUUGACCUCUGAAAUGUGACACCCAUUU
Molecule: messenger RNA, 5338 nt
Organism: Ficedula albicollis (Collared flycatcher)
Lineage: Eukaryota; Metazoa; Chordata; Aves; Passeriformes; Muscicapidae
Gene: FBXO38
Product: F-box protein 38
Exons: 20
Coding region: 370-3648 (1092 amino acids)
Biological process (GO): SCF-dependent proteasomal ubiquitin-dependent protein catabolic process; protein K48-linked ubiquitination
Cellular component (GO): cytoplasm; nucleus
Molecular function (GO): protein binding
Source: RefSeq, a predicted model, not a curated record